AUGUCUGCUGUAUCCAGCGGGAAGAUCGACGCCGUUCGUAUAUUGGUCGAAGCGGGUGAAGGGUCGAUGGUGGAGACUGAAUGGGGCGAUUCUGCUUUGAGUAUGGCUGUACGAAGCGGACAAGAAGCUAUCGCGGCGUUCCUUGCAGACCACGGUGCUCUUCUGCCUCGCGGAGUGACUGGGCGACGUGCCUCCAUUAUUGCCUCCCGGAGAGGAUUACAACGCUUAGUGCGACGCCUAACGGUUGCCUAUGAGGCCGUUGCUGGGAUGUCUUUGCAGCAUCAAUCGUCUAGAAUUAUGAGCGGACUCCCUGAGAGUCUUGACAUACCGUGGGAAAGGAAGUCAGAUUCCCCAACUGAUGAGGUCUCUUUUGCGGAGCUCAUGGAGCAAUAUGAUAUCAAGACUGGCUUGUAUCAGCGAUACAACAUGAUGCAGCAAAUUGGGAAGGGACAUUUUGCCACCGUGUACAUCUGCUCCAACGGAGUGACAGGCGUAUUAUUUGCUGUCAAGAUCUUUCAGAGCCAUAAAUCUCCCUCAUCAUUGGAUUUCAAGGGCUUACAUUACGAGAUUCAAUUGCUACGCGAACUUCAGAAGCGUUCUCAUCCAAAUCUCAUGAGGAUGGCAGAUCUAUUCGCAGACUUUGACAAGAACAGGAUCUGCCUCGUCAUGGAUCUCGGGAAAGAAGGGGACCUCUUCGACAUUAUUGUCGUGAACCAUAAUUUCACCGAGGCCGAAACACGAAUCAUAUUUAUUCAGCUAUUAUCCGCUAUCAAAUUCCUACACGACUGUGGAUGGGUCCACCGCGACGUCAAGCCCGAGAAUAUCCUUGUUAUGGACAAGAAUCUUACAAUCCAGCUAAGCGACUUUGGGCUGGCAAAGAAGCUCCACACAGAGUCGGGCUUCGAAGAGUUGACAACGACCUUGUGUGGAACUCCAAGCUGUACAUUUCUUAGUCCUUGUCCCCUAUAG
This is a messenger RNA of Aspergillus udagawae, 969 nucleotides long. Its product is annotated as NACHT and Ankyrin domain protein. Bases 1 to 969 code for a protein of 322 amino acids. Gene Ontology annotation, biological process: mitotic DNA damage checkpoint signaling; protein phosphorylation. The record is from RefSeq and is a predicted model, not a curated record. Gene Ontology annotation, molecular function: protein serine/threonine kinase activity; protein binding; ATP binding. Lineage: Eukaryota; Fungi; Ascomycota; Eurotiomycetes; Eurotiales; Aspergillaceae. The transcript has 2 exons. Gene Ontology annotation, cellular component: nucleus.